AUGAAAUCCGUGGUGAUAUCCGGCUUCGUAGCCGGGCUUUUGAGCCAAUAUGCUGCGGCAGAGACACAAGCCUCGUCCGCCACGACGUUCGACUGGACCGCCUUGAAACCAUCUACAUCCCUCGAUUACACCACCUGCUACGGAGACUUCAAGUGUGCCAAGUUAUCCGUUCCUCUCGACUGGCUUAGCAACUCUACUUCUGUCAACGGCACAUCUCGCGUCAACCUAGCCAUCAUCACACUACCAGCCACAGUAGACGAGAGCGAUCCCUCAUUCGGCGGAACCAUCAUCACCAACCCCGGUGGUCCGGGAGGUUCAGGUGUGACGUUCCUCCUCCAAGCCGGAAAGUACAUGCAGAAGAUGGCGGACGACACCAAACACUACGAAUUCCUGUCUUUUGACCCGCGCGGUGUCUCGUACUCCGAGCCCAGGUCGGACUGCUUCAACAACGAAUUCUCGCGAGACUACAACACCAUGGAGCUCCGUGCCAUGGGGCCCCUGGAUUCGGGAUUGAGCGUCGUGAGCCGGCAAAAGGCGCUGUACGCCUCUUUCGGAGAGCUGUGCAAGGACGGCUCCGAGAUCCACGCUUACAUGUCCACGGCGAGCGUGGCGAGGGACAUGGUUGAGAUUGUGGACAAGGUCGAAGAAUUGCGGAACAGGAACGGAACCGUUAGCACAAAAUUGCGUGCUCGUGGUGGACCCCGACGAGUGCACCAGCGAGAGGAGAAGGAUGUUCCGAGGAUCCAAUACUGGGGAAUCUCGUACGGAACCCUGCUCGGAAACUCCUUCGCUUCCAUGUUCCCCGGCCGCGUUGGCCGCAUGCUCCUAGAAGGUGUCGUAGAUGCCCCUGACUAUAUCGCCGGCUUGUGGUCUAAGAACCUACAAGACGCGCAAAAAGACUUCGGAACACUAUACACCACAUGUUUCGAAGCCCGCAGCAACUGCUCCCUCUACGACACCGGCGACUCCAGCCCAACCGACAUUCAAGCGCGCGUUGAAAAGCUGCUCAACGCGCUCGACGAGAACCCCGCGCCCGUCAUAGCCGGGAGUAGCAUCGAAGGGAUCACGGGCACGGACGUGCGCAACGUGAUCUUCCAAGCUUUGUACCAGCCGCAGCUCUACUUCGCGGACCUCGCCGACACGCUCGCGGCGACCAUAUCCGGCAACUUCAGCGCGUUGUACUCGACCCUGGGCGUGCCAUCCGCCUCGGCCUUCUGCCCGUCGACGCUGCCGACGACCUACUCCUGGGAGUCGGACGCGCUGUACGGCGUCGGGUGCGGCGACGCCGUGCCUCAGAACAACGUCAGCGCGUCGGACUUCGUGUCCUACGUCGCCGAGCUCAAGGGCCAGUCCACGGACUUCGCGUCGAACUGGGCCAGCAUCCGGCUCGCAUGCACGGGAUGGCGCGUGCGCCCCAAGUACCGGUUCAUGGGGCCCUUCACGACGCCCGCGUCCGAUUCGAGCAACGUGAAGGGCAAGCCGUCGGCGCCGCUGAUGUUCCUGUCCAGCCGCUACGACCCGGUCACCCCGCACGCGAACGCGGUCAAUAUGGCGAAGCAGCACCCUGGCUCCGGCGUCCUGGUGCAGGAUAACGCGGGACACGCUACGAUUUGGACGCCGGGCGCGUGUCGCGACGGGUAUGUUAGGAAGUACUUCGAGACGGGCGAGGUGCCUGCUACCGGGACCGUGUGCCAGCCCGAUUGCAAGCCCUUCCAGGACUGCCCCGGGCUGGCCUCGACGAAUUCUAAGAGGGACUUGGGUGGCGUGGUCCCGAUGCCGGAGUGGCCGAGGCGGAGCAGGGCGCCUUUGGGAGUUAUGGGUUGA
Molecule: messenger RNA, 1824 nt
Organism: Annulohypoxylon truncatum
Lineage: Eukaryota; Fungi; Ascomycota; Sordariomycetes; Xylariales; Hypoxylaceae
Product: TAP-like protein-domain-containing protein
Exons: 2
Coding region: 1-1824 (607 amino acids)
Source: RefSeq, a predicted model, not a curated record